This is a messenger RNA of Rotaria sp. Silwood2, 411 nucleotides long. The record is from the annotation of a GenBank genome assembly. Lineage: Eukaryota; Metazoa; Rotifera; Eurotatoria; Philodinida; Philodinidae.
AUGUACUUAACUGGUGAUUUAUAUUCCAAAUUUUUAAUAGAAGAGGCCGCACCAGCAGUAUAUGAAGUAUUUGAAAAUUCUGGUGCAACACCUAUAUUUCAAGAUGAUCAGGAUAACAAACAUCGGACGACACUUGUCAAAAAUAUCGUUGCUGAUCUAUUUGAUGAACGGAUCGAUCCGAAAACAGGUGAUGCUAAAUUUGCCGAUAUUUGGCCGAUCGAGAAAGUCUGGGGUGCAAUUAAAGAAAAGGUACGAGGGCAAGAAUUUGAUGGCGAAGUAGAUUUGGAAGAGCAGGUAGCAGUCUAUUGGAAAACAUUUACUGCAGAGAAAUGCCGACAAAUGAUGGAAAAAAUACCGAAACAGUUGAAAUUAGUGAUCGAUAAAAAUGGAGAACAAAUAUUUAAUGAUUAA